AUGACAUCUCUGCCAUCAUCUUCCCAAGAUCUCGUUGUCUUGACUCCAUCGUCGCCAUCAGAGUUUGCUAGUGCCAUUACCGGUCGAUGCUACAAUGCCAAACGUCCUGCACACGACUGUUACCCAGAUGUCAUUUUCCAAGCCAAAUCCGUAGCGGCCGUGCAAACAGCUGUCGAUAAAUCCGUCCAUGUGGGGCCGGGUGCCACGGGCAGUGCUAUUGUCCAAGCUUUGGCUCCUCACGACUUGUUCUUUCCUGGUGGCCAUUGCGAUGGAGUGGCCAUUGGUGGAUUUCUCUUGGGUGGUGGCUAUGGAAUUGGGUUUCCCAAAUACGGCAUGGGAUCCACGUGGGUAUCGCAGGCCCGUGUCGUUUUGCCCGAUGGAAGUGUCGUCACGGCAUCCUCCUCCCAUGAGCAAAAUGAUCCCCAACAAGCCGCCAUUUUGCAUCUCAUUCGAGGUGCCUACACCGCGUUUCCAGGUGUGAUUACCAGUUAUACACUGGGACCCUCGCUGCCUACAAAACCCAAAGGAGUCAUGAGUGGCACUCUGUUUUACAAACUCACCGACUGGCCCAAGGCAUUCGACUUGGCCAAAACAAUCCACAAGGAUGGCAAUGAUGCGAUUGAAAUCACGGGUGUCAUGACCUAUGCACCUCCAGCUGUCCAAGAUGCUACUGGAGAGUCCAUGGUCACCCUGUUGGGACUCAUGAUUUGGGGUGAUACACCAGAGGAAAGUUGGGAGUUGUGGAAACGAUACAGUAGCACUGCAGAAGGAUUGCUGGUCCCACCGGACGAAAUGCCGACACAACUAGAGGCGGAAAACGUACCUGCAUUCUUCAAAGACUUGUAUCCCUCCAGCACGCGAUAUCAAACGCAAGUCUUUAUGGGUGACAAGGCCUUUGAAACUCUGCAAGGAACAGAGGAAAUGGAAUCUCUGAUGCAACCAUUGGUUCACGGCAACCAGGAAUUGGCGUUGGGGUACACUCCCGACAUGGGGAUUCAAACCUACGCCAUGUACACGGAUGCUGGCCAAGACGACACAAUCAAGGAUCAACUCGACAAGGCACAUGCCAAGUUUGUGGAAUGCGAUAAGUUUCACACAUCCUUGGUAGAAGGAGAAACAAAGCGGCAUGGCUAUGAAAGUGGUUUUGCUUGCCAUGAGGCCUUUGCCAAGACACAACAGUACAUACAAUUGCUCGACCCUGAUGGAGUGUUUGCUGGAUGCCCCAAGUAG
This is a messenger RNA of Seminavis robusta, 1230 nucleotides long. The record is from the annotation of a GenBank genome assembly. Lineage: Eukaryota; Bacillariophyta; Bacillariophyceae; Naviculales; Naviculaceae.